Messenger RNA from Vanessa atalanta (red admiral), 1476 nucleotides. It is a transcript of the gene Hs3st-A, whose product is annotated as heparan sulfate glucosamine 3-O-sulfotransferase 1. The transcript has 8 exons. The coding region runs from base 176 to 1387 and encodes 403 amino acids. NCBI's taxonomy places the organism in Eukaryota, Metazoa, Arthropoda, Insecta, Lepidoptera, Nymphalidae. The record is from RefSeq and is a predicted model, not a curated record. Gene Ontology annotation, molecular function: [heparan sulfate]-glucosamine 3-sulfotransferase activity.
GGGUUAUGGUGCGGUUCUCUGUAACAUGAAUCAAAAUAUAAAAAACAAAAAAAUGACGAAGAACAAGUAACAAACUUAACAUUCGUAAACGGAAUUAUAGCGUGAAAAAGAUUAUUUUACACAAGUACAAUGUAGAAAAUUGAAGGAUUACAAGGGCACGUUAAAUGGAAGACACAUGGAGUCGCGUGCGCAGAUGAGUCAGUCUCUGCCGACUAAACAUCACCGACCUGAGGCAAACUACAGGAGCUGUUCGCAGUCCUUGCCACUUGACAUUCUAUGGUUGCCGCGGUCGUCAUUUCGGCCGGCGGAGGGCGAGCUGGCAGACUGCGUGCUCGUGGUCGGAGUGUCGCGGCCCAAGCUCGCCGCGGCCCUCCUCUCCGUCACGCUUCUAUCACUGUUUCUAACUUUUCACGUGCUCUACGACAGCGCUCUUUACAGCAUUCAAGCGGCGAGCAUGGCGUCAGCUGCCAGCGAAGGCCGUAAGAUAUUACAAAGUCAAGAGAGCAGUCGUACAAUAAGCCACCCUAUGGCUCUAAGAAAAAGGUUAAAACCGCCACGCGCGCCGCGGCCUGCCCGCCGACUCCCGCAGGCACUUAUCAUUGGAGUUCGUAAAUGCGGGACCCGUGCUCUCUUAGAAAUGCUGUAUCUACAUCCUAUGGUACAAAAGGCGUCAGGAGAAGUGCAUUUCUUCGACCGUGAUGAAAAUUACGCCCUCGGCUUAGAAUGGUAUCGAAGCAAAAUGCCUCUUUCAUUUAAAGGGCAAAUAACUAUAGAAAAAAGUCCAAGCUACUUCGUUACCCCCGAGGUACCAGAAAGGGUGCGUGCGAUGAAUUCAUCGGUGCGUCUGUUACUCAUAGUGCGGGAACCAGUGACACGAGCCAUAUCUGACUAUACUCAGCUACGCAGUCGAGCCACACCCUCGGCACCGACGGUAUCCCUCGUGGGCCAUCCACUACCUGAUGCUGCGAAACCAUUUGAACAUCUCGCGUUGGCACCUGAUGGUUCUAUAAAUAUCGCCUAUAGGCCAAUAGCUAUAUCCUUAUACCACGCGUAUCUUCAUCGAUGGCUCGAAGUAUUCCCCCGGGAACAGAUUUUGGUCGUGAACGGUGAUCAGCUGAUUGAAGAUCCGGUGCCACAGCUGCGUCGCAUCGAAAGAUUUCUUGGAUUGGAGCACAAAAUAGGAAGAAAAAACUUCUACUUCAACGAAACUAAAGGAUUCUACUGCUUGCGUAACGACACCACGGACAAGUGCCUCCGGGAGACAAAAGGCCGCAAGCACCCUCGGGUGGACCCCGCAGUCGUCACUAAGUUACGGAAAUUCUUUGUCCAGCACAAUCAACGAUUUUACGAUUUAAUCGGGGAAGACCUCGGUUGGCCUGAGGACUAAACUAUAAAAUCCGAUUAGUCGAUCAACUAAUCUACCAAAGAUGAAACAUUACAUAUCGUUGUGAUGAACAUAUCAAUGUAAUACAUACA